AUGGAGAAGGCUGUGGAUAAUUUUGUCCACAAGGAGGAUGAUAUGGCAAUGAAUGCAAUGGCAGGGAUGUUUGGCAGGCACUACAGGGGAUCAAGAAGCUUCAUAGCGGAUGCUGUGCAUGUUGGGCCGAUUAUUGUAUCGGUACAGGCUGAGAAGAGAGUUACGAAGGUGCUAGUCAGGUCAGCAAUAGGGUUUAGGGAGUAUAUGUAUUACAACAGCCAUAUUUCUGGAUGUAGGUAUUUCUAUGGAGUGCGGAUGAGUCUUUGCAGGUAUUUUAAUGAUUGUAUUGAUGGAUGGGGGAAUGCGGAGGCUGUAUUUGCAAAGAAAGAAGGCGUGACGAUGGCAGGGAUGCUUAAGUCGUUGUUUUUGUUUGGAGGAUGGUCAUUGAAGAAUGAUCAUGGAAGGCCGAGUGAAAGGAUGUAUGAUGUGAUAAAAACAGGCAUGAUGAGCGAGUGUAAGGAGUUUUGUGCACACAAGAUAAUGGAGAGGAUGGCGGAGAUAGCGUAUGAUGAUGUGGAGAGCAUUGACAACGAGUUCAUGGGUACGAGAGUGUAUGUGGAUGUAGUAUUGAAGUAUGGGCAAGCAGUGCCUGGCAAGGUGUUUGGCAAGAGACUUGAUGAGUAUGGAGCGAGUGUGUGCAAGCAGUUUAGGAUUGGAUGCAUGGGUGAGGAUAGAAAAGGGCUUCGGCUGGCAUUGCUUGGGUUUAUUUUGAAUGAGAUUGAGUAUUUUAGCCAACUGAAUGAGUUUUACAGAAGCAACGAUUUAAGGAUGGGAGGAAGGUUUGCACAUGUUUUCAAGGUGCUUGCAAAAGUGUAUUUGUUUGAAGCAGGGCUUGUGAGAUCGUUGGGCGAGGUUCUUGGAAUGAUAGGCGCCGAUGUAGAGAUGGUUAUUGCGGAUAACGGCUAUUUUGAAACUGUAAUAAGAGAGAUGUGUGUUGAUGAGCUUGAGUUUGAUGAAUAUAUGGUGCUUGAGAGUGUUUUAAAUGUGUUUGACACGAACUUUGAGGGAUUUGAGUGCUACAUGGAUCUGAUGCUAUCGCAAGAGGAUGAGAUUGAAUGGUUACAUGCGUGCAAAGGCAAGAUGUGGGUGCCUGAGGAUAGAAGUGUCAGGGAUUGUAUAUGCAACUGUCUGCAGAGGAUAGUGAGAUAUCCGAUAUUGCUUGAGGACAUUCUGAAGAAGGUUGGAGAAGAAAAGCAUGUAGCAGCAGGACAGGAGAUUUAUGCUCGAAUUGUGGAGUUUAUUGGGAGGAUUGAUAAGAAGAAGGAAGAGCAUGAUAGCAUGAAGCAUGCGCUGAUUGUGAGCAAGAAUGUUGAAGGGCUCGAAGGGAAGCUUAUUGACAAGGGGUUUUUGUAUGAGUUGAGAUGCAUGGAUGUGGAUGGCAAGGCUGUGGCACUGUUUCUGUUUAGCGAUGCUGUUGUUAUAUCUGAUAGAAGUGGAUCGUCUGUGUCGAUAUCUGAUGUAAGUGAUGGAAGAUAUGUGCUGCGAUGCCUACUGAAGCGAGAGGAAGUGGAGGUUUUUGCGAUUGGGAAGUGUGGCCUUAAGGUAGUUGCAGGAGCUGGUGAUGGAGAGUUUUGGCAGAUAAAAGAGAGCUAUGAGGAUGUUGUUGUUGGAGCGAUGUAUUUCAGUGGAUGCUCUGAGUAUUCUCUGAAGUGCUUUAUGGAUGAAUAUGUCAGGUCUGAGAUUGGGGGGAUGAAGGAAGUGUAUUCGGCAGAAGGGGAGGUUUUUUUUAGAAUGAAGAGGAGUGUCGAUGAAAUUGGAGAGCAGCGAGAUAUGUUGGUGUGCAUGGAUGCAAAUGAUUUCAGCAAUGUUGAUGGGCCGGCCAUUUAUCUUGAUGCUGAUGAAGGAGUUGUUAAGAUGAAAGAUACCGAGGAAGUGGAGAUGUGCCAGGGUAAGGAAGAGGCAUUGAGUGGAUUUGCGAUGCUUGUGAAGGAAAUGGCUGUUUGUGUAAAGGCACGAGCUGUUUGCAGGGGAGGAGCUAGACAGUAUCCAGGCGUGUUUGCAAGGUACAGGAUGAAGCUUCGGGAGGUUGUUGAGAAGUACAGUGAUAGUAGAAUUGUUGAGUUUGUAGGGGAUCAAUGCACCGACGAAGUGCCUGAAAGUCUCAAGGCAAGAAUGGCAAAGGCAAUGAUGGGAUAUUUGAGCAGGCAGAUGACAUACUUUGUAGGAGCGUUGAAGCAUAAGAGCCGAUGUGAGUGGAAAGAGGAUUACGAGGUGUGCAGUGUGAUGAAUGAAGUGGUAAAAGUGGUUAUGAAGAGAUGGGAAGUUGACGACAUGGUGUUUAGCAAGUAUGAUGCAGAAGAGGUUCUUUGCCUGCUGAUGUACUUUAUCAAGACCAAUGUGUAUUCGUUUGUAAGCUUGAGGGAUAUACAACACCUGUACAGAAUGCUAUUUGUUGAGAAUGUAUAUUUACUGACGGCAGUGGUGCAUGGGAUUGGAUCGAAGCAAUUUAUUUCGUCGUUGUUUGAUGUUAUACUGUAUGCAAGAGGCAAGAUACCGAUGAAGCAUGUAUUGAAGGCACUUCGAGUGAUUUUCUAUGAGUUUGAGGUCCCUGAAGGCAAGCUUGCGGAGAUGCUUGGCAAGAUACACUGGGAUGUUUGA
Molecule: messenger RNA, 2598 nt
Organism: Ordospora pajunii
Lineage: Eukaryota; Fungi; Microsporidia; Ordosporidae
Exons: 1
Coding region: 1-2598 (865 amino acids)
Molecular function (GO): guanyl-nucleotide exchange factor activity
Source: RefSeq, a predicted model, not a curated record